This is a messenger RNA of Cornus florida, 8218 nucleotides long. Its product is annotated as disease resistance protein L6-like. The coding region runs from base 191 to 7156 and encodes 2321 amino acids. NCBI's taxonomy places the organism in Eukaryota, Viridiplantae, Streptophyta, Magnoliopsida, Cornales, Cornaceae. Gene Ontology annotation, biological process: defense response; signal transduction. The transcript is spliced from 5 exons. The record is from RefSeq and is a predicted model, not a curated record. Gene Ontology annotation, molecular function: ADP binding.
AAAAAAUAAGUCACGUGUGACAUAGUUGAGAAAGUGAAAGAGCGUGGAAGUUAUGAAAUUGAAGAAUUCAUUUAUUCAAUACUCACUGAUUGAUGUUAGGUUCUCCUCAGUUUCAUUCCUAACCACUCAAACUUCACAGGAACUCGUCACUGCAUAAUCCUCUCUUCUCUUCUUUUCUCACACAUGUAAAAUGGAUACAGAGAACAACAUUUCAUCUCCCACCUCUCCACCUGCUGGAGGAUGGGAUUAUGAAGUUUUCGUGAGUUUCAGGGGUCCAGACACCCGUGAAAACUUCACUGACAACCUCUACAACGGCCUUGUGGACGCUGGAAUUCACACUUUUCGAGACAACGAGGAGCUUCAGGCUGGAGAGAAGAUAGAUGAGCUUCUCAAGGCAAUACAGCACUCCAAGAUAUCCAUCCCCGUCUUUUCCAAAGACUAUGCUUCAAGUCGCUGGUGCCUGAUUGAGAUCGCCGAGACGGUUGAGUGUCGGAGGAAAUUCGGGCAAUUGAUAUUACCCAUUUUCUUUGAUGUCAAAACGUCCGAUGUGCGAUACCAGCAGGGGAGUUACGAAAAGGCCUUCCAGAAACACGAGAAGGACAAUUAUUAUAAUAGUCCUACUCGGGAGGGAUGGAAGAAAGCCUUGACGGAGGUUGGACAAUUGAAGGGAUGGAAGGUGAAGAAUGAUAAUAGGCCUGAAGGAGAAGUGAUAAAGGAGGUUGUUUCAAAGGUAUGGAGAGAGCUGAAAAAAAAUUACUCAUUGGUUGUAAGUGAAUGCUUAGUUGGAAUUGAUGAUCAUGAAGAACAAAUGAUGAAAUUGUUGAGUGUUAAUUCCGAUGAUGUAAGGAUUGUGGGAAUCCAUGGCAUGGGAGGAAUCGGCAAAACCACUGUAGCCAAGGCCAUCUACAACAAACUCUCCCGACAAUUUCAAUCCCGUUGCUUCCUUGAAGAUGUUAGAAAAACAGCACAACAACCCAAUGGUCUUGUUCAUUUGCAAAACCAACUUAUACCUAGCUUCUUAAAACAGGGACGUCCUGUCUUAAUUGAGUCUAUGGAUGAAGGAAUUUUUGCAAUCAAACGUAGAUUUUCUGGAAAGAAAGUUCUUCUUGUUGUUGAUGAUGUUGAUCACAAAGAUCAUCUUCAUGCAUUUGCACUUUUGGGAAAGUGUGAUUGGUUUUGUUCAGGAAGUAGGAUAAUUAUCACAACUAGAAACCAAGAGAUUCUAAAACUGGCUGAGGUCAAUUCGACUUAUGAACCAAAGGAAUUGGAUUCUAAUCAAUCUCUUCAACUUUUCAGCAGGAAUGGUUUCAGAAGAGACUAUCCCCCAGAAGACUAUGAUACUCUAUCUAGAGAUGUUGUGUCCACUACUGGAGGGUUGCCUUUGGCUCUUGAGCUUAUUGGUUCUUCUUUGUCUGGCAAGGGAAAAGAGGUAUGGGAAGGUAUAUUAAAGAAGUUGAAAAGAAUUCCAAAUAUUGAAGUGCAGCAGAAGCUGAGAAUAAGUUACGAAGCAUUAGAAUAUGAACAAAAACAAAUAUUUCUCGAUAUUGCAUGUCUUUUCAUUGGAGUGGAUAAAAGAAUUGCUUUCCACAUGUGGGAUGCCUGCGAUUUUUAUCCAGAAAAUGGGAUUGAAGUUCUUCUUUUCAUGUCCUUGGUGAAAAUUGGAGACAACAAUGAGCUAAGGAUGCACGAUCAGCUUAGAGACCUUGGCAGGGAUAUUGUCCGUCAAGAAAAUUUCAAGAAGCCGGGGGAGCAUAGUAGGGUGUGGUUGCAUAAUGAAGCGUAUGACAUAUUGAAGACACAUACAGGAACAAGAAAGGUUGAAGCUAUCUGUGUUAACUUUGAAUUAGAGCCACAGGCGAAAGCUCUUACAAAAAAAGAUUUCGCAAACCUAUCUAAUCUAAGGUUCCUUCAAGUUGGCAAUGCAGAGCUGGAUGGAGAUUUUACGCAACUUCUUUCAAACUUAAGAUGGCUUCGCUGGAACGGAUGCCCUCAAAUUUUUAGACCGACUACCACUUUUUGUCUAAAGAAUCUGGUCAUUCUUGAUUUAUCACGGAGCAAUAUCACAGCAGCCUGGGAGGGUUGGAAUCAUAUCAAGGAGUUUACAACAAAGUUGAAAGUUCUAAAUCUCACAUGUUGCAAAAACAUGGUUAGCACUCCUGACUUCUCUGCAUAUGCAAAUUUAGAGAGAUUGAUUCUUGAAGACUGUGAGAAUUUGGAUCAUAUUGAUCCAUCAAUUGGGAAACUUAACAGUCUAGUUUUCUUAAAUGUGAAGAAUUGUGCUAAACUCAACAGGCUGCCUCUGGAAUUUGAUUCUGUGGUAACAGAGCUCCUUAUUGAUGGCACUUCCAUACAAGAAAUCCCUAUUGGUAGAGGUGUUAUGAAGAAGCUUGAAACUCUUAGUGCCAAUGGGUGCGAAUCAUUGACUCAAAUUUCUACCUCAAUAGGUCACCUAAAAUCUCUUUCAGACCUUACAUUAGAUGAUUCGUGUAUCACUGAACUACCAGACUCAAUUGGUUCACUAGUGAAAUUGCGACGGUUAUCACUAAGGAGCUGCAAAUUAAAAGAACUUCCAGACUCCAUUGGCAACCUAAAAUGUUUGAGGAUUUUGAACAUUGAUUGUUCUUCAAUAGUGAAGUUACCUGGUGCCAUCGGAAUGUUACUGAAACUUGAAGAAUUACAUGCCUCAAGUUGUUACGAUUUGGAAGGCGAAAUUCCCAGUAAUUUUGAGAGAUUAUCCUCUCUGAGAAUCUUAAGACUAAAUUGGACAAAUAUCUGUAGCCUUCCAAAAAGCAUUUGUGGGCUCUCUCGCCUCCAAACCCUUGAUUUACUGGGUUGCAGAGAGCUUCAAUUUCUGCCAGAGCUUCCCUCUAGUCUAGUGAGUCUACGAGUUACUUGCAUGUUAAUGGAGACAUUUCUAAACCUUCCUAGCCUGAUGAACCUAAAGGAGUUGUGCUUUUCUAACUGCUUUAAGCUGUUGAAAAUUCCCGCAGAUAUUGGGAAGUUAGCCAAACUCGAGACCUUGACCUUGUACAAGAUUAACAUUAGCAGCCUGCCAAUGGAGCUUGGUGGUCUUUCUCGGCUCAAGGUACUCAAUGUGUUACAUUGUGAACAACUUCAAUGCCUUCCACUUCUUCCCUCAAGUCUAAUCAUACUCCGUCUUCGAUUUUGCAAGUCAAUGAAAAGGUUUCCAGAUCUGCCAAAUUCAAAAAAUUUAUCAGAACUAAUACUUGACCAAUGCUCAGAGUUAACGGAGAUUCAAGGCCUUGGAAGAUUAGAACUCCUAAUGAAAUUGGAUAUCUAUAGGUGCAGAAAGCUAUGUAUGCUUGAAGGGCUUGAACAACUAAGAUCUUUAAAAUACUUGACCACAUCAUUGUGUGAAUCACUAGAAACAUUACCAGAUCUUUCGAAUUUAAAGAAGUUAAGGAAAUUAAAUACUUUGUAUUGCAAGAAUAUGAAUGAAAUUAGGGGCCUCGACAGAUUGGAAUCCUUGGAAUAUUUGGAUAUGAGUUGGUGUGAAUCCUUGGAAAGAUUGCCAGAUCUAUCGAACUUGGAAAUGAUGAAAGAAUUGAAGCUCCACCAGUGCCAUAAGCUAUAUGAGUUGGAGGGUCUUAAGGGUUUGAAAUCCUUGAAGAUGCUGGACUUGUCAUAUUGCACAGCCUUUGAGAGUUUACCUGAUCUAUCAAACUGGGAAAUGCUGGAAGAAUUAAAGCUCCACCAGUGCCAGGAGCUACAUGAGAUUGUGGGUCUUAAGGGUUUGAAAUCCUUGAAAAUACUGGACUUGUCAUAUUGCACAGCCUUGGAGAGUUUACCAGAUCUAUCGAACUCGGAAAUGCUGGAAGAAUUAAAGCUCUACCAGUGCCAGAAGCUACAUGAGAUUGAGUGUUUGAAGGGUUUGAAAUCCUUAAAGAUGCUGGACUUGUCAUAUUGUACAUCCUUGGAGAGGUUACCUGAUCUAUCGAACUCGGAAAUGCUGGAAGAAUUAAAGCUCUACCAGUGCCAGAAGCUACAUGAGAUUGAGGGUCUUGAGGCUUUGAAAUCCUUGAAGACGCUGGACUUGUCAUCCUGCAUACACUUGGAAAGAUGGCAUGAUCUAUCAAACUUGGAAAUGCUAGAAAUUUUAAAGCUCGCCAAGUGUCAGAAGCUACAUGAGAUUAAGGGUCUUGAGGCUUUGAAAUCCUUGAAGAUGCUGGACUUGUCAUCUUGCACAGCCUUGGAGAGGAUACCUGAUCUAUCAAACUUGGGAACGCUGGAAAAAUUAAAGCUCUACUCGUGCCAAAAGCUACAUGAGAUUGAGGGUCUUAAGGGAUUGAAAUCCUUAAAGAUGCUGGACUUGUCAUAUUGUACAGCUUUGGAGAGGUUACCUGAUCUAUCGAACUGUGGAAUGCUGGAAGAAUUAAAGCUCUACCGUUGCCAGAAGCUACAUGAGAUUGAGGGACUUGAGGCUUUGAAAUCCUUGAAGAUGCUGGACAUGUCAUCGUGCAUAUGCUUGGAAAGAUGGCCUGAUCUAUCAAAUUUGGCAUUUCUGGAACAAUUGAAGCUUGCCGAGUGCCAUAAGCUACAUGAGAUUGAGGGUCUUGAGGCUUUGAAAUCCUUGAAGAUGCUGGACUUGUCAUCGUGCACAGCCUUGGAGAGGAUACCCGAUCUAUCAAACUUGGGAAUGCUGGAAAAAUUAAAGCUCUACUGGUGCCAGAAGCUACAUGAGAUUGAGGGUAUUAAGGGAUUGAAAUCCUUGAAGAUGCUGGACUUGUCAUCGUGCAUACGCUUGGAAAGAUGGCCAAAUCUAUCAAACUUGGAAAUGCUGGAACAAUUGAAGCUCGCUGAGUGCCAGAAGCUACAUGAGAUUGAGGGUCUUGAGGCUUUGAAAUCCUUGAAGAUGCUGGACUUGUCAUCGUGCACAGCCUUGGAGAGGAUACCUGAUCUAUCGAACUUGGGAGUGCUGGAAAAAUUAAAGCUCUGCUGGUGCCAGGAGCUUCAUGAGAUUGAGGGUCUUAAAGGUUUGAAAUCCUUGAAGAUGCUGGACUUGUCGUAUUGCACAGCCUUGGAGAAGUUACCUGAUCUAUUGAACUUGGGAAUGCUCGAAGAAUUAUGGCUCUACCGGUGCCGAAAGCUACAUGGGAUUGAGGGUCUUAAGGGUUUGAAAUCCUUGAAGAUGCUGGACUUGUCAUAUUGCACGGCCUUGGAGAAGUUGCCUGAUCUAUCGAACUCGGAAAUGCUGGAAGAAUUAAAGCUCUACCGGUGCCACAAGGUACGUGAGAUUGAUGGUCUUAAGGGUUUGAAAUCCUUGAAGAUGCUGGACUUCUCAUUUUGCACGGCCUUGGAGAGGUUACCUGAUCUAUCGAACUCGGAAAUGCUGGAAGAAUUAAAGCUCUACCGGUGCGAGAAGCUGCAUGAAAUCGAGGGACCUGAGGUUUUGAAAUCCUUGAAGAUGCUGGACUUGUCAUAUUGCAUAUCCUUGGAGAGGUUACCUGAUUUAUCGAACUUAGAAAUGCUGGAAGAAUUAUGUCUCUACCGGUGCGAGAAGCUACAUGAGAUUGAGGGUCUUGAUGGUUUGAAAUCCUUGAAGAUGCUGGACUUGUCAUUUUGCACGGCCUUGGAGAGGUUACCCGAUCUACCGAACUCGGAAAUGCUGGAAGAAUUAAAGCUCUUCCGGUGCCAAAAGGUAUGUGAGAUUGAUGGUCUUAAGGGUUUGAAAUCCUUGAAGAUGCUGGACUUGUCAUAUUGCACGGCCUUGGAGAAGUUACCUGAUCUAUCGAACUCAGAAAUGCUGGAAGAAUUAAAGCUGUACCGGUGCCACAAGGUAUGUGAGAUUGAUGGUCUUAAGGGUUUGAAAUCCUUGAAGAUGCUGGACUUCUCAUUUUGCACGGCCUUGGAGAGGUUACCUGAUCUAUCGAACUCGGAAAUGCUGGAAGAAUUAAAGCUCUACCGGUGUGAGAAGCUGCAUGAAAUCGAGGGACCUGAGGUUUUGAAAUCCUUGAAGAUGCUGGACUUGUCAUUUUGCACGGCCUUGGAGAGGUUACCCGAUCUAUCGAACUCGGGAAUGCUGGAAGAAUUAUGGCUCUACCGGUGCCAGAAGCUACAUGAGAUUGAGGGUCUUGAUGGUUUGAAAUCCUUGAAGAUGCUGGACUUGUCAUUUUGCACGGCCUUGGAGAGGUUACCCGAUCUAUCGAACUCGGGAAUGCUGGAAGAAUUAUGGCUCUUCCGGUGCCAGAAGGUAUGUGAGAUUGAGGGUCUUAAGGGUUUGAAAUCCUUGAAGAUGCUGGACUUGUCAUAUUGCACGGCCUUGGAGAAGUUACCUGAUCUAUCGAACUCGGAAAUGCUGGAAGAAUUAAAGCUCUACCGGUGCCACAAGGUAUGUGAGAUUGAUGGUCUUAAGGGUUUGAAAUCCUUGAAGAUGCUAGACUUCUCACUUUGCCCGGCCUUGGAGAGGUUACCUGAUCUAUCGAACUCGGAAAUGCUGGAAGAAUUAAAGCUCUACCGGUGCGAGAAGCUACGUGAGAUUGAUGGUCUUAAGGGUUUGAAAUCCUUGAAGAUGCUGGACUUCUCAUAUUGCACGGCCUUGGAGAGGUUACCUGAUUUAUCGAACUCGGAAAUGCUGGAAGAAUUAAAGUUCUACAAGUGCUACAAGCUACACGUGAUUGAAUGCCUCAAGGGUUUGAAAUCCUUGAAGAUGUUGCUGUUGUCAUAUUGCACAGCCUUGGGAAGGUUACCUGAUCUAUCGAACUUGGAAAUGCUGAAAAAAUUAAAACUCUACGGGUGCCAGAAGCUACAUGAGAUUGAGGGUCUUAAGGGUUUGAAAUCCUUGGAAUAUUUGAAUAUGAGAUGGUGCAUGUCCUUGGAAAGAUUACCUGAUCUAUCGAACUUGAAAAUGCUGAAAAUAUUAAAGCUCACCCACUGCCAGAAGCUACUUGAGAUUAAGGGACUUGAGGCUUUGAAAUCCUUGAAGAUGCUGGACUUGGAUUCGUGCACCACCUUGGAGAGGAUACCUCAUCUGUCGAGUCUAACAAAUUUAGAGGAAUUGGGACUUCGUAACUGUGAGAAACUUAGUGAGAUUUGGGGACUUGAAGAACUGACAUUCUUAAAAUUCUUGGACAUUUCUGGAUGCAAGUCACUAGGAAAUGUACCAGACAUUUCGAACAUCAGAAAAGUCAAGCGUUGAGAGCAAAAUUGCAGGAUGCCAGAUUUAGUGUCUACCAUACAACCUGAUGGCAUGGUAAUUGAUGAAAUAUCCAUGCAUUUCAGUUACCAAUUAUCAUUGCAGAACUAUAUUGAACAGUGGUAUUUUGGCAGUUGAAAUUACAGUUGUUUUGGUGUUGAUCCCUAUAUCAUGGUUGAUUAGGAUCAUGGUAGUCAUGUUGUUUUCAUCAUAUGUACAUUCUUGAUCAUUCUUCAUGUGUUGGUAAGGCUGCGUACAUCUGAUCCUCCCCCGCAAUGCCAGGGGCCUCGUGCACUGUCAAGAGCUUUGGCUUCUGUCAUAGCUACCGCAAUAUUCAACUACCAGAAACCUUGUUUUGCAGAAUCUGAAGCUGCUGAGAGUCAAAACUACUGCAGAUGCAUGCUACAUUGUUGCUUAUGAACCAGAUCUUGGUUUGACCAAGUUCCAAUCAACAUUACACGUCUAUUUAAGCCACAACCAAGCAAGGAACAAGGCUGCAAUAAUUUCCGACUACCUGAAGCCUUGGUCUGCAGAGUAAAAGCUGCUGUGAGUUCUAUUUUCUGCACAUUCAUUCUCAGUAAGCUUUUCUCCAGUUUUUGAGCUAGUUCUUGGUGUAAGCAAGAUUUGAUUGUUGUUGCCUAUUCAUUCAAAUCACUACCAAGCUAAAACUGAGGCUGCAUCAAAAGUUUACUAUCUGAAACCUCAAGCUGCAGAUUCAGCAGAUGCUGACAGAUUUUGCUGCUACUCAAGUUCUUUGUGCUACAUUCUCACUUCCGAGUGCUUGAGACUUAUAUAUACUUCUUGUUGAGUAAUUUCUGGUGUAGUUGUGCAUGAGUGUCCAAGCAUUGUGGUGAGGCAAGUGCAAGGAACAGAGGGAGGGAAAGAACUGUGGUGGUGAGUGCUGUGACUGAGAUUGUGGAUGUGUGAUGUAAUCAAAUUCAUUCAUAGUGGAGUUUUUUACUAGGCUUGACAGACCUGAGGAUGUUUCCCCUAUUUCUUAGGGGUUUUACCAUGUAAAUCUUGGUGUUCUGCAUUCUUGUUUAGCAGCAUUUUUCAUUUUGUGCA